CGGCAAAUCGCGGCGCGAGGGCGGGUGGACCUCCCCCUCUGCCUCCUCCCCGUUCCAGGCGCAGGUCCCCUGGGCUCUGCGCCGUUGUUUUCAGCACAGGGCAAAGCCGGCGCUUCAGAUCUAGGCAAGUGAACCAAGCCAGAGUUUUCCUUUCAGCACCUCGGACAGAGCACGCAGCAAAAAAUGGCUCCGAUCGCUACCAGCAGGGAAGAAUUUGAUGAAAUCCCCACAGUGGUGGGGAUCUUCAGUGCAUUUGGCCUGGUCUUCACGGUCUCUCUGUUUGCAUGGAUCUGCUGUCAGAGAAAAUCAUCCAAGUCUAACAAGACUCCUCCAUAUAAAUUUGUGCAUGUGCUGAAGGGAGUUGAUAUUUACCCUGAAAACCUGAGCAGCAAAAAGAAGUUUGGAGCAGAGGACAAAAAUGAAGUAAAGAAUAAAACAGCUGUGUCAAAGAAUUCAUUGCAUCUUGACCUUGAGAAGAGAGAUCUCAAUGGCAAUUUCCCCAAAACAAACCUCAAAGCUGGCAGUCCCCCUGAUCUGGAGAAUGUGACCUCGAAGCUCUUUGCAGAAGGGGAGAGAGAAGGGGUUUCCCCUGAUAGUUUAAAGUCUAGCACUUCCCUCAGUUCAGAAGAGAAACAAGAGAAGCUAGGAACCCUCUUCUUCUCCUUAGAGUACAACUUUGAGAAGAAAGCAUUUGUGGUAAACAUCAAGGAAGCCCGUGGCUUGCCAGCCAUGGAUGAGCAGUCGAUGACCUCCGACCCAUAUAUCAAAAUGACGAUCCUCCCAGAGAAGAAGCAUAAAGUGAAAACCAGAGUUCUGAGAAAGACCUUGGACCCAGCUUUUGAUGAGACCUUUACAUUCUAUGGGAUCCCCUACACCCAGAUCCAAGAGCUGGCCUUGCACUUCACAGUCUUGAGUUUUGACAGGUUUUCAAGAGAUGAUAUCAUUGGAGAAGUCCUUAUUCCUCUGGCAGGAAUUGAAUUGUCUGAUGGAAAAAUGCUAAUGAACAGAGAGAUUAUCAAGAGAAAUGUCAGGAAGUCUUCGGGACGCGGGGAGUUGCUGAUCUCUCUCUGCUAUCAGUCCACCACGAACACUCUCACUGUGGUUGUCUUGAAAGCUCGACACCUGCCCAAAUCCGAUGUGUCUGGACUCUCGGACCCCUACGUCAAAGUGAACCUGUACCAUGCCAAAAAGAGGAUCUCCAAAAAGAAGACUCACGUGAAGAAAUGCACCCCCAACGCCGUGUUCAACGAACUGUUUGUCUUUGAUAUUCCUUGUGAGGGUCUGGAAGAGAUAAGUGUUGAAUUUCUCGUUCUGGAUUCCGAAAGGGGAUCCCGCAAUGAGGUCAUCGGGCGUUUGGUCCUGGGAGCCGCCGUGGAAGGGACCGGCGGAGAGCACUGGAAGGAGAUCUGUGACUACCCCAGGAGACAGAUCGCCAAGUGGCACAUGCUCUGUGAUGGUUAGCAUUCUGGCCAAGCGUUGGGACUUCAUGGUUUUUACUAGGCAAGGAACAGUUCUUUUUUUCUUUCUGAUACGUGAUCGCAAGCUUGUGACAGCAAGCUGCCUUUUCUUCUUGUUGUUGUUGUUAGAAAUGGAUCAGAUUAACAGACCAGAAAGUAACUGUCAGUGUGUAUUCUGAUAGUGUCCCCCUUUACUAGAGACAUUGGAUCCAUUUUCAUAAGAUAUUUAACUUUAGCUGCAGGUUACCAGUGACACAAACAAGAGUGCUCAAGUGUUUUACAAACACUGUGGUACAAUUCCAUGUCGUGGCUGUGGUUUAGGAGGUGACACUCUCAUCGGAGCAUGUCACUGGAAGUUAAUGGGAUUGUGAAAAUUUAGGAAUGAAAAGCAUGUCUUAUGAAAAUUCAUCUCUUUUUCUUCUAGAGGGGAAGUCAAUUUUCUUUACAUCCAAAGAUAUUGAGAAAGUGUUUUCUAGUUUGUUUUUCUUAAUUAUGUCAUGUGCAAAUGGUGUCCUGCAUAUAAAAGUAUAUGGUCAUUACUCUUUGUUUUGUAAUUACUUGAUACGAUUCUGUCGUAAGAGGAGUAACAUAGGUUUGCUUCAAAAGGCCAGUGAACAAACUGAGUCAUCAUUUUAUCAAAGGGCUGAGUUAAGAACACUGUGGCUGAAAUAUGAUUUUUCUCCCCCCUUAAGGUUAUAUGUGAGUCAAACGUUGUAAAAUAUAAUCUCACAUAAGGACCAUGGCCUUGACUUAUUUACUGCCUAUUACAAGCGUCAGUGUGGUCUUAGGAAGCCCUAUUUACCUUUGUGAAGUUGUCGAACUAGCUAGUGGGUACAGAUAGAAACUUCAGGUAGAAAUCCAGUUAGAGAUGCAGUUUUCUCGUAGGAAAUAUGUAAAGUAUGGCAGUGUACACUCAAGGCCUUCUCUUGCACACGGAGGGGGCACAGCUAAGUCUUCAAGUUGCUCUCCAGAAAAGACUAAGGUUCUAUUUGAAAAGAAACAAAUGAAGACUGAAGUUUUAACCACUGCCAGACGGAAAGCAUUAAUUACUGAAACCAAGAGGAAGAAGUUGUUAUACAGCAAGCCUAAUACAAUUUACAUAUGUUCACACAAAAUCUAUUUAGGCUGCCAAAUUAGCACAAUAAAGAAUGUUUCACUAACUUUCCUCAGCUGAUUUGUCUUGAGCUGUUUUCUGUGGAACAGUUUAUAGGCAGACUUGUGUCUUAACACCGUUUCUCCAGUGCCAGGGACCUGCAAUUCAUUAAGAACCUAUUAGAGUGAAGCAGUGCCCUGCGAAUGAACUUGAGGUAACGUUACUAUCUUGAAGUAUUCAGAGAUGUAUGGGUGAAACUCGGGUACAGUUGAAGUAUUAAUUAUGCAAGUUAGCAAAUGAAGUCUACUGAAAAUUUUACAUUUUUGAGUCAGGUUUUGUGUCAGUACUCUAGCCGUUUUUUGAGAAUGUGUUUGAUAUCUCCGUGUUUGUAAAUUCUAUGACAAUGCAUUUUCAAAACAACUUCUACAUGCUUUUUAUGACUAUGCCUAAUGUAUAGAAAAAAGUUUUACAUGUACAAAAAUUGAAACCGACCUCUUUUUGUGCUUUAAGAUGACUUUGGGAUUGAAAUGACCAUUCCCCAAUCAUUUCCUUCAUUCCACCACACAGUCACCUAUCAACAUCUUGGUCCACUCAGCAUUUUCAUGAAAGCAAAACGAAGUGAAUUGUAGUCAGUGUGUGGUUUGGGGAAAUCAAUGGCCUUUUAAUGUAUGUAUAUUUGGUACAUGGGCCAUGCACUGUAAUACAUGUUGGAGCUCUGCACAUGUGUGAGGGGUCAACCCGAAGUACCCUUCACAGCUGCCAGAAGUUAGUUGUGGUACCAAGUGAGGGGUGGUUGCUGGAAAGGGGGGAUAAUUUUUUUAAGUGGAACAACAAAACCAACAACACAUACUUUUGAAAUUACAAUGAUAAUUUGUAAAUAGUUUUUAGUUAUUAAAACUUCAAGUGUUUUUCGCGUGUGAAAAGUUGAGUAGAACUAUUUGCAACUGCUUUCAAGAAAAGAAAGAAGAAAAACUAAAAAGGAAUUGAAACAGGCAGGGGUGUGUGUGAUCUCAUCAUCUUCUGAUAGUUGUACUGUUUUAUGACACAUUAAAAUAUCAAUGUGGAUACCCUGAAUUCUGUUGCAAAUCCUGCACUGUAUUAAACAUGUAAAUUAAUUGUUCGUCUGAUUAGCCAAUCUGACCACUCCAGUGGCGAGGUACUUGCUUUUGAAGAACUGUGUAACUCAGUAGCCGACUUGUUCUGAUGUUGUAACUCAGUAGAAGUGAUUUGGAAGGAAGCAUGGCGUAUGAGAUGGUGUCUGUUCUUUCGUGCCAGCGAUGUAUGAUGUUUGUAAGACUAUGUUUGUAAGACAUGAAUAAACUGCUGCUUUUGCCCAA
This is a messenger RNA of Artibeus jamaicensis (Jamaican fruit-eating bat), 3887 nucleotides long. It is a transcript of the gene SYT4, whose product is annotated as synaptotagmin 4. Gene Ontology annotation, molecular function: calcium ion binding; clathrin binding; calcium-dependent phospholipid binding. The transcript has 4 exons. Lineage: Eukaryota; Metazoa; Chordata; Mammalia; Chiroptera; Phyllostomidae. Gene Ontology annotation, cellular component: membrane; synapse; axon. The coding region runs from base 184 to 1461 and encodes 425 amino acids. The record is from RefSeq and is a predicted model, not a curated record. Gene Ontology annotation, biological process: vesicle fusion; regulation of calcium ion-dependent exocytosis; calcium-ion regulated exocytosis.